AUGCUGCCGACAGUGGCAAGUCAAUACGCCAAAGACAUUGACGAGGAAACAGCCGAACUAUUAGCUGCCCUCGUACAAGAAGUUGAUAUUAGACAUCAAAUGGAGCAUUUAUCAGAUUUUCUGAUGUUGGCAAAGGAGAAUUAUUCACAUUUUAAAGACUUAUAUUUGUCAACAAUUGAAGAUUUGAUGACAAGGCAGUUUUUCAUUGGUGAUCCACUUCGAAUCAGUGUUUUACCCUCCACCGAAAGGUAACGGGUCGAUCUAUCUAUCUCACUUAAUUUUGAUUGGAUUUUAUAGAGAAAGAGAUCUGACACAUUUUUCAGUUUAUGUGAGCCUUCAUUACCAAACAGAGACUUUUCGAAUUAACUUUUUUGAGGUGAUGCAUAAAGGAUAUCAGUGCUUAACAAAAACGAGUUUGUCCAAAAUCUAAUAUGAAGUUACGGUAAAGCUUGAUAUUAGAAAAGUACCCAAUGAAAAACGGAACAAAAUGGUAUAUGAACCAUAGUUACGUACCAUAUUAUUAAGGAGAAAUGGUUUAUUUUCAAGCAUCCCCUAUCUAGUGAUCAUGCUUGAGUGGUCAUGUUUUCCCAUUUUCUCCCAUAAGCAAGAGAGGAUUCAACUACUCUUUAGUAUAGGAAAAGAGCUCUUGGGAAACUGUACAAUAUUUUGCGUAAACAAAUUCUAUUGGCUCAAUCCAUUAUAAUUCAAGUACGAAAAAAAUCAAGGAAGUUUGUUAAAAAUUAGAUAAAUUCCAUCUAAAUUCAUAGAAAAAAUAGAUUAUUCCAUCUAAUAUAGGUUUGUACUAGAUUCUGGGAUUUUUUCCAGGAAAACAAAUAUUGCCACCAGAUUCAGCUUUGUUGAUUAUCUCUGUUUCAUCUUAUUUUCAGGCUAUGAACAGUCGUUAGGCAGCAGUCAUGACACUGUCGCGAAAUCCGACGCCACACCUAAACCCAAGAGGGAAAAUACGACGUUUUUCUUUCUUAGCAUCGGAUGGUGAGCAUCUCAAGCUUCAAGAAACAUUUCAACGGCUCCGGAAAGCUCCCGGAGCCGCCUUUCCUCCUUCGCUAAACCGUUUACAAUGAAAGUCUCACAUAACUCCCAUGUUGAAGACCAUAUUUUGGACUAUUCGUCCAUGUAAAAAAUGAAUCUGUUUCUACCUGAAUCCUUGAAGAAAUAGACUAUUUUUCCAGAGAUCUUCCAGAAAUCCUACUCUCGAAGAAGACCUUUAAAAUUUUCUCUGUUAAGAACAGACGUGAUCAAGUGUGCUUUUCGAAUAGUGAAAGUUCGAACUCUCUAGUUCUUUUCGUUCUCGACUUAUUCGGAACGAGAACACUGCUUUUUUUCAAUAAUACUUCUAACUAAACAUGUAAAAUGCUUCCUUGACAAAGUCUGUUAGAGCAAGGAAAAAUUAAACAAUGAAGUUUACUCACAUUUUUUACAUUUUUAUUUUAGCGAAUUUAACAACCGCUGCGGUCUGUAGUGUUACAACCUGUAUCAACUCGAUAACGCUAUUUCAUGAGAAAGAAGUUACUUAUUGGUCAUUUGAUAGUACAACGAUUGAUUUAAAUUUAUUAUACAGUGGUCUAGCAUUCAACUCACCAACGUAUUCAGGCAGCCAAACAUUUUCCGGACAGUGCAUUCAAUUUGAUAAUACCGCUACUCAAUAUGUCAGCGUGCCAUUCAUCGAUCUCACUUAUCGAAGUUUCACAAUUCCAGCUUGGAUUUUUAUUGAUUAGUCGUUUAGGACACUAGUCACUUCUGGACACCUAUGGGUAGCGUAGCACACCCACUUCGCGAUGAGUCGGUUUAGACGUACUUAGUAGAUGGUCAUAUCCGCGAAGUAUCACUGGUGAGCAGGCAUUAUUUGGGCAGUGUGCAUCCUCAUCAGUAGCUGAUCAGUGUCUUUCACUAAAUAUCAGAAAUGGGCAUUUACACAUGAGUUUUAAUCUUGAUAAUGAAAUAUUUGCUUCUUCCGUACUGAGUACAGAAAACUGGCAUCACGUUACUUUUGUCUACGAUUACUCUGUCCUGCAACAAUUGAUUUAUUAUAAUGGCGUUCUCGAUGCAUCAUCGGCUUCUCUCGGUUCUUCCGGUCCCUACAUUGGAAGUACAGGGAGCUUUACGAUUGGUUACACUAACUAUUCAAACACCUACUAUUAUGGUUCGAUAGAUAAUCUGAUUAUUAGUAAUUACGCAAAAUCAGCUUGUCAAAUUUUGAAUGAUGCCAACCCUUUCUGCUCACUAUCCGCUUGACUCGACGACUCACCCUUGCCUUGGCUAUGGUCAAUACUUUCUUAAUGGUUUUGCGUCACAAACAUCAAGUGUAACUAGUCGGGUAAACCAAGCAAUUUCGUUCAGUUUGAAUAGUGCUUAUUUUCUAGCCCAAGUCUUCAGUAUGCAUAAUUCAAAUCCACCAUUUACAGUCGUGCUUUGGGUGAGUAUAACAAAUAUCACUAGUGGAACAAUAAUACACAUAUCUCAACAGUCAACUGAUGCUUCUGUACUUUGUUUUGAUCUGCUCGUUCUAACUUCGAGCGAAACUCUUGUUGCACAAACGUAUAAUAACAAUUUCGGAGCAAAUAACAUAACGACAAUUCAGUCCUCAAUUUUGAAACGGAAUUCAUGGACGCAUAUAACACUCUCCUAUUCUCAACCAAAUGGCAUGAGAUUGUGUUUGAAUGGGGUAUUAAACGCCUUUACAACUGGCAGUCUGUCAAUGACUCACGAGGGAAUAUAUCCAACUGUCAAAUCACUUUCGAGCCGAAACCUAGUGGACUAUAGGUAGUCGAUCAUGCUGAUUCCGAAUGUGAUAGCCGUUUUUCCCCAUAGACCUUUCCUAACCGGUUUCUGAAAAACUAGUUAGAACCUAAAUUCAUCUUCCUUCUUCUUUCUGUAGCUCUGAGGUGACAAUAAACAUUUAGGGCUUUUCUUGUGAAUUCUAUAACUUUGCAAAGAAAGGUCAUGUAGAGCUGGGAGAUGUCUCAUUUUAAUCAGAAUUUCGCG
Molecule: messenger RNA, 3003 nt
Organism: Didymodactylos carnosus
Lineage: Eukaryota; Metazoa; Rotifera; Eurotatoria; Philodinida; Philodinidae
Source: the annotation of a GenBank genome assembly